CAGAGCACACGAUGGACCGGGAGGGGAUGCUGGUCCGGUGUAUUUACUACGGGAGGAUCGGACACGAGGCCACGGAGAGGCUGCUGCAGAGAUUCGGACACGACGGCAGCUUCCUGCUGAGAGACAGCGAGACCGUGCCGGGGGCCUGCUGUCUGUGUGUGAGGAAAGCCCCGUUUGUGCACACCUACAGGCUCAUACCCUCUGCCAACGGCUGGAGUCUUCAGCAGGAUCCAGGAGUCCCACCGCAGAGUUUUGGGACUCUGGAAACGCUGAUAGAGCAUUACAGAAGAGGCUCUGAUGCCGGCAUGGCCCCCCUCACAGAACCGCUGGACAAAACACAGCUACGACACAGCAGCUUGGGACCAGAGUGUUUCUACAUGGAGAUGUGAGCCAGCAGCAGCUCUGUCUCUUGAGGGUACGUCUUCAUCAAUCAGGGGGACGAACAAGAUGGCGGAGACCGGCAUUUUGUGGACCAGCGAGGGUCUGUGCGUUCACAUCUUCUCAAAUGUAUUUGAGUGUCUCUUUAGUAUCGGGUUAAUAAAAAGCUGCUGCGGUGUAUGCAAACUGUGUACGUUUGAAUCAACUUUAAAAAGUGUGUGGGAGCAUAAAAAGAAAUUCGAUGACAUUUCUGAUGCUGUUGUAUGAAGAUGUUUGUGUCAUGCAAGACAGAUGUGUUUACAUUAGUCGUGGUCAUGUGUCCCCAUGUUGUCUUUCUGCUUGGGGAAGUCACGUUUGAGGACGGCGACCUCUCUGAUCUGUGCGGUUUGUCGGCACAUGUUUCAUUUGAUCUUAUCCGCCGCCGCAGAACAGAGGAACCUGUGCACAACGACACAGGAAAUGGAGCAACGCAGGAAAGGCGGGUCUUAAAAUCUGCAGCGGGCAUCUCAUCGUGCCUCUUCAUCCAUUCAUUCAUUGUCGCGAUGCACUCGUCUUCUUCGCCGCUAUCCAACCUCGACAGGUCUGACAACCAGCUGAUCACUAUCUGUGAUCUCAAAGAAAGAAUACAAAUAGAUCAUGCUGCUCUCAAAUGGUCGAUGUGUGUCUGCUUGGAUCUGAACGUGCAUAUUUUGUGUCUUCAGUAUCUGCAAAGUCCAGUCAACGCACGACGCCAGUGAAAUAAACAUCCGUGAGACGUGGCUUUACAGGAAGAACUAUUUGACUUGAACCUCCAAUGUUGAGGUUACUGUCAGAGCUGCAACAAGCUGAGUCCGUCUGAGCUCUGACAGUGACCCAUGUUUGAUGUUUUAUGCAUCUGCUGCCACA
Pseudoliparis swirei is the source of this 1263-nucleotide messenger RNA. Its product is annotated as SH2 domain-containing protein 1A-like. The transcript is spliced from 4 exons. The record is from RefSeq and is a predicted model, not a curated record. The coding region runs from base 12 to 389 and encodes 125 amino acids. Lineage: Eukaryota; Metazoa; Chordata; Actinopteri; Perciformes; Liparidae.